AUGACACCAUUCGAACAGCAACUAAACAACUUCUUACCAACACUAGAUCUCGAAUUCGCAUCGCGGUACUCGAAACUAUCACAACGAUUGGUUUUAGACGAAGCUAGCGGUAAUGAGGCAGAAUAUGGGGUUAGAUAUUUAGGCAACACAGAGGAAUCGGAUGAUUAUGAUGAGGACUACACAACGGAAGCCUACAUUGCAAAGUUUGGACUGGGUCUACAGAGGCUAGAAGCCCAAAAGCUGAUUAACAUCACCAAUCUGGCGUUUUGGAAGGCAUCUUCACAAAAGGACGGCAAUCCUAUUGUGUAUGCUUUAGAUGAUAACCCGCACAAUUUCUGGCAAAGCGACGGGUCGCAGCCGCACCAUGUGGAGGCCAGCUUCAGUAAGCGGGUUGAGAUAGCCCAGCUGGCUCUAUUCCUGUCACUUUCCAUAGAUGAGUCGUACACACCGCAAAUAAUGAAAGUGUAUGCUGGUCACAGUGCGUCCGAUGCCACCCAUUACAAGACCCUGGAGGUCCGCAACGUUAACGGCUGGGUCGCAUUGACUUUCGAAGACAACAGGCCGCAAGACGGACUUCUGAAAUGCCAAUAUUUACGCGUAGAUAUUCCCGUGAACCAUGAAAACGGCAAGGACACCCAUCUUCGGGGUAUUAGAGUCUACACACAACAUUUCCGAACUCCGGUAGAAGGAUCCCUUCUCUUGGACUACUUUUCACCUGGUAGUCUGCUGACCGAUUGCAAGCUUCGAUAA
Molecule: messenger RNA, 750 nt
Organism: Lachancea lanzarotensis
Lineage: Eukaryota; Fungi; Ascomycota; Saccharomycetes; Saccharomycetales; Saccharomycetaceae
Gene: DOC1
Product: LALA0S06e08262g1_1
Exons: 1
Coding region: 1-750 (249 amino acids)
Biological process (GO): anaphase-promoting complex-dependent catabolic process; protein K11-linked ubiquitination
Cellular component (GO): anaphase-promoting complex
Source: RefSeq, a predicted model, not a curated record